AUGUUGCAUGAAGUGGACUUCCAAUCUGGUUACAAGGAUAAAAGAGUUCACCCCAAAAGGGGAAUUAAGAAUUUCCGCAGGCUCAUUGUGAACAUUAUUCUGAUGAUAAAAGCGUGCCGAGGAUUCCGCAGCGCAUUGAAAGGAUUUGACAUCAAAAGCACCAAUACUGUGUUUGAUCGACAUGAAUUCAGCGUUUCAAAGGAACAUUUCCCUUUUAGAGCAAUCCAAAUAACUAAGAAGCCGCCAUCAUGGAGGACUGAAUCGGAAAUAAAGCACUUGCGCAACCGUUUACAGCUUUUGGAAAGUUUCGGCCAAUACAGCCCAACGCUGCAGUAUCUGUUGGCCAAAGUGAUUCGCUUUGAACGAUUCGGCCGCAGAAUGGUCAUAAAAAAGGGGCAUGAAGCAACUGCCUUUUACUUCAUUUAUUGUGGUACAGUCGCUAUCACGGAUGACGACGACGGUAGUAGUGCCUUUGUGGAAACAGCUCCAACUACGAUUCAUAGGGGUGCUUCUUUUGGUGUGAGAAAUUGCCCUUUUGCAAAAACAAAAAGAAUUGCCACUGUUGUCUGUAUGGAGGAAACGGAAUUGAUGGUGGUAGAUAAAAAGGAUUUUUUUGCCUAUAAACUGGAUAAGGAACUUCAACGGGAAUUCAAAGUUCGCUAUGAUUAUUUGAGCGGUGUUGAUCAGGAGCGAGAGGUCUGA
This is a messenger RNA of Thamnophis elegans (Western terrestrial garter snake), 702 nucleotides long. It is a transcript of the gene CNBD2, whose product is annotated as cyclic nucleotide binding domain containing 2. Gene Ontology annotation, biological process: spermatogenesis. The record is from RefSeq and is a predicted model, not a curated record. NCBI's taxonomy places the organism in Eukaryota, Metazoa, Chordata, Lepidosauria, Squamata, Natricidae. Gene Ontology annotation, molecular function: cAMP binding.